Eurytemora carolleeae is the source of this 805-nucleotide messenger RNA. Its product is annotated as cannabinoid receptor 2. Gene Ontology annotation, molecular function: G protein-coupled receptor activity. Lineage: Eukaryota; Metazoa; Arthropoda; Copepoda; Calanoida; Temoridae. Gene Ontology annotation, cellular component: membrane. Gene Ontology annotation, biological process: G protein-coupled receptor signaling pathway. The transcript is spliced from 8 exons. The record is from RefSeq and is a predicted model, not a curated record. Bases 1 to 663 code for a protein of 220 amino acids.
AUGAUUAAGAUAAUAACAGGACGAAUCCUUGGAUCCGUCCUAGGAGUUCUAUGGAUUGUCCCGACCUGUAUCCUAGCUGUCCUAUUCUUAUCAAUACCGGACCAACUCUUCCUCUCGUUAUACUGCUCCAACUAUACUAUUCUACAAACCUUCAAAUUCAGGUCUGCCUUUACUUCGGUGAUCUUCAUACCGAUCAUCAUUAUAAGUUUAAACUAUGUAUAUUUCUACUAUAUUCUCUCCUGCAGAUUCAAGAUCCGUACAACACAAGGUAUAACCCAUCACGAUGAAAGAGUAAGUUCUGGAGUGAGUAAACAGAAUAGAAGGGCUGCUGGGAUUACUCUUAUGGUUCUACUAUCCUGCUCAGUUUGUUGGAUACCAGUGAGUGUGGCUCAUUUACUUAUAUGCCCUAAAGGUUGCUAUCUGAGCCCACUUGACCUACCCGCCGAGGUUAAUUUCUACCUUCACGCAAUCUCUAAUUUUCUCUUGGUCGCUAAAUCUCUUGUCAAUCCUAUCAUAUUUGCUCUCAGACAAAGUCAAAUCCGCAGUGCUUUAAUCCGAAUACUACACUGUAUCAACCCAGAGGUUGAAGAAAGACGACAAAGACAAAGAUCUGUGACCAAAAACAGUUUUAUUUACAGAAGUGUUAGAAACUCAAACAAAUAGACGACAUCACCGGCAUUGGUACAAUACAAAUCUGUUUAAAACAAUUUAGUGACAUCUUUAUUCAGUUUGUGUCAUUGAAUUUCAAAUAAAAUCAUUUAGAUUACUAGACUGUAAAAUAUUUUAUCUUUUACUUUUAAAGAUA